GCGAAACUACGAGACGCGAAGUCGUGUGGUGCGCGUUCGCGACUAAAAAUCAAGUCACAGGAAAAGUUUUUUCAUUUUUUUUUACAUCAGCCAAUCGUUAGUACUUUUCAGUGUGACGUUGAUUUGUGUUUUUUAAAAAAUGUUUUAUGUGCACGGAUGCGCAAUAUCUUUAGAUUCCGAAUAACUUAAUAUCACACCCACAUUUAUUGUUGUGGUGAUAAGAUAGUAACUCAUAUAAAAAACAUCAUAAAAAACAAUUCAGUACAGGAUGUUUCAUCUGAUGGUGGUGACGUUUUUCGCUGUGGCACGCUGCAACCCGAUGCCCGACGAGUGGGUCGGCACUUCGCCGUUCAGCCACUUCACAGCCGACGAAGACCACAGGUACAACGACGUUUUCACGUCGGCUUUCCUCAACGUUAGUUACAACGACGCGAGAGGUUACCACACCGACAAAACCGAAGUGGGCCGGUACGGGGGCGGCCCCAUAGGCUCCAUGUUCGGCAAGAUCGUCCACGUGACCUCCAAGACGGACAAAAACGACCAUUCCGGGUGCACUUUGCCGCUGAUGAGCUCCAAUGGCGACGGGGCGUUGCCCCUGCCCGGCGAACCCUGGAUAGCUCUUGUGAAGAGGGGAAGGUGCAGCUUCGAGACCAAGGUGGAGCACGCUUUUCACAGCGAGGCCUCCGGGAUUUUGAUUUACAAUGACAGGGACAGUGCCAAUUUGGACAGGAUGUCAUUGUCCACAGAAUCUUACCGAAAUAUCAGCGCUGUUUUCAUCUACAGAUGGAAAGGCGAGGAGUUGGCAAGACUUGUAAGGAUUCACGAAGACGUGUCAGUUUUUAUUACGGUUGCUGGACAAACUGUUUCUAGAUCGGCUAGUAUAAACAGGACUUCCGUAUUGUUCGUUUCCAUUACGUUUAUAAUUUUAAUCAUCAUUUCGCUGGCCUGGCUCAUAUUUUAUUAUGUACAACGAUUCCGAUACUCGCACGCAAGAGAAAGACUUUCAAAGAGACUGAACAGCGCUGCGAAAAAAGCUGUCUGCAAAAUUCCAACGAGAACGCUAAAAAGCGGGGACAAGGAGAUACAAGGUGAAGCUGAAUGCUGCCCAAUUUGUAUAGAAGCCUAUAAAUCAGGAGACGUGAUAAGACUUUUGCCCUGUAGUCACGAUUAUCACAAGGUGUGCAUAGACCCAUGGCUGCUGGAGCACCGCACCUGUCCCAUGUGCAAAAUGGACAUCCUGAAACACUAUGGAUUCGUGUGUUCAGACAGUCAGGAGAGCAUAAUUCAAGUGGUGGAGUCACAGACAUUUAAUUUCGAUCAAAAUCGCCCCGCUGGAGAAGUGAAUACUAUCGCAAUAGUUCAAGAGGCAAAUCAAUCGAGUUCAGAUGAAGACAGCAGAUCCCCAUCUCCGAACGAGAUGACGCCCAGCAUAUCCAGAGAGAACCAGUCAGAAAAACACCAAGCAGAAAUAUUUGCAAACGAACAAUCAACAUCAACAACGUAUUAUUGACUUUAAAUUUAAAAAAAAGACAAAAACGUUAAUAUAUUUUGAGACUGAGUUAUUUUCACCUAGGACCUGCUUUAUCUCGUCUGUUUGUAGACUAUGAACAAAUGUUAAAUAAGUUAAAAUAACCUGUAUUAUAAAUAUUUUUUGACAUGUGGUUUUUGCAGGAGAGUGCAUAAAUGUGAUAUAUCUUACUGUCUUGAAUGCUGAAUGUGUUCUGAGUUACUUAAUUUUAUUGUGAUAUUUAUACCUACCUUAUAAGUUAGACUUAAGCCUUAAAAAUAUCUUAAACCAUAUAAAAGACUCAAUAAGUAAGUACUUAAUUAAUUUAUAUAAAAAAACCUUGUUACAAGAUACUUUUACUAUAAUUUUGUAUUUAUGUUGUAUAUAUUUAGGCUAUUUUGUAUUAUUAUUGACAAUAUAUUUAAAGUUUCA
Molecule: messenger RNA, 1939 nt
Organism: Brassicogethes aeneus
Lineage: Eukaryota; Metazoa; Arthropoda; Insecta; Coleoptera; Nitidulidae
Source: the annotation of a GenBank genome assembly